UAUGACGUCAAAUACAAACAAGAGUCACAAGAAGAUCAGUCACAAAUAUUGCCUAAUAAUAUUGAUAACACGACUCGUAAGUAAGUCUGAUUGAAAACAGCAGAAGGCGACUGACUGUUAUUUGAAGCCAUGGACAAACAUCUCUUCAACCUCAAGUUUGCCUCCAAGGAUUUGGAAAGAAAUGCAAAAAAAAGUGAAAAAUCAGAAAGGGAAGAAAAAGUUAAAUUGAAGAAGGCUAUACAGAAAGGCAACAUGGAGGGAGCCAAGAUCCACGCUGAGAACUCCAUCCGCCAGAAGAAUCAGGCCCUCAACUACCGCCGCAUGAGUGCACGGAUAGACGCCGUGGCAGCGCGGGUGCAGACAGCGGUCACCAUGAAGCAGGUCACUGGCUCCAUGGCAGGUGUGGUCAAGUCUAUGGAAUCUGCAAUGAAGUCAAUGAAUUUGGAGAAGGUGUCAGUAUUGAUGGACAGGUUUGAGCAGCAAUUUGAGAACCUGGACGUGCAGUCGCAGGUGAUGGAGAACACAAUGUGCAACACGUCCACGCUGACCACGCCGCAGGGACAGGUGGACAGUCUCAUGCAGGAAGUGGCCGAUGAAGCUGGUCUGGAGCUGAAUAUGGAUCUGCCUCAAGCGCAGGGCUCCGCAGUUGGUGCUAGUGCCUCCACACAAGCCUCCCAGGAACAGGAUGAACUCACGAAAAGAUUGGCCAACCUACGUCAGAUGUAAAGUACCUGUCAUCACUAUUGUCAAACAUUAUUGUUCAAAGACAAUGCUUCAUGGCUGUGCCUGGGUCUUGGUGAGAUGGCAGCACCUGUAUAGUGUGUUGCUGAUCAGUGUGGGAUGAUUCCACGACUUGAUACAAACCACCGUCAUCACUAUUCAACCGGGGGGGGGGGGG
This is a messenger RNA of Haliotis rufescens (red abalone), 898 nucleotides long. Its product is annotated as charged multivesicular body protein 1b-like. The transcript is spliced from 6 exons. Gene Ontology annotation, cellular component: ESCRT III complex; multivesicular body. Gene Ontology annotation, biological process: endosome transport via multivesicular body sorting pathway; late endosome to vacuole transport; protein transport. NCBI's taxonomy places the organism in Eukaryota, Metazoa, Mollusca, Gastropoda, Lepetellida, Haliotidae. The coding region runs from base 130 to 726 and encodes 198 amino acids. The record is from RefSeq and is a predicted model, not a curated record.